AUGGUGGCAGCAUUUAUACUCAAGCGAUGUCCUCAUCAACUGGCCUUGCGGCGCACACUUACUACCACGUCUAACGCUGGUGCAGCACACCUGCAACCGUCUCCGCAGAAGGAUCACAACCACCACAACAGCAUAUUUAGCGCCAAGCCGAAGCUCGCACCUCUGAGGUCUCAGCGGUCUCCUGCAGCUACUACUCUACCCAAUAUCACCAGACCGACUGGCAAAUAUGAAGUUCCGGCGUCGACAACCACGUUGCAGUUCCGGCCUGGCGGCACUACUGAUGCGCCGUUGGCAACGGUAGCAUACAACAGCCAGGCCAUUUACAUAUACGACGACGCUAUGGCUGCUCGCAAGAUUAGCCCUAUUCCUCUUCGCGAGAGCUGCAUUUGCCACCUGUGUAAAGACAAGUCAUCUGGCCAGAAACAGUAUACUUCUGUUGAGAUUCCCACGAACAUUUCUAUUGCCAACGUCAAGGUGGCGCAGAAUGGACUCGCUAUUACAUUCAACAAUGAUAUUCAGCGGUAUGCAGAUGCCAGCCAUGAGUCCCUGCUCUCGUGGGAAACCAUCAACACGCUGUUGGAGCGGAUUGAGCCUGCGCGCACCUCGCCCGUCUGGCCAGCCACAGCAUUCGAGAGAACCGGUGUAGAAUUCUGGGAUAAGGAUAGUCUGUCGAAGCAGAUCCGCAAGAUAGACUAUGACGAGUUUAUGCAAGGAAACGAAGCCAUGUGGGAGGCCAUCGUCGACAUCUGCCGCCUUGGGCUGGUCUUUUUGAAAAACGUCCCGCGGGACGAAACUUCCGUUGAACGCAUCACGCAGCGUGUAGCCAAUAUUCGCGAAACAUUCUACGGCCGCACAUGGGAUGUCCGCGCCAAGCCGGACGCCGAAAAUGUCGCCUACACAAGCGGCUACCUCGGCUUGCACCAGGACCUUCUUUAUCUGCACGAUCCACCCAUGAUCCAAGUGCUGCACUGUAUGGAAAACUCGUGCGCGGGCGGCGAGUCUCUAUUCAGUGAUGGUGAGCGUGUAGCGCGCAUAUUACUCUCGCUUGCCGCCAAUGAGGGCGAUACGUCAAGCCUCACGCAAGAUCCAGUGCCGUAUGAGUACACCAAGCACGGCUACUCGUACAGACAGUUUCGGCCUCUAGUGCAGACGACGGCGGCAGGAGAGUUUGUUCAUGUCUUCUGGAGUCCCCCGUUCCAGGGCCGCCACGAGUCGCUAGACUCGGACUUGAAGCAGUGGCUUGUAGAGGCCAAGGCGUUCCAUUCACUGAUCAAUGACGAGAGUGCCAUGUGGCAGGGAAAGAUGCAGCCGGGUGACUGUGUAAUCUUCAACAAUAUGCGCAUCAUGCAUGGUCGAACAGCCUUUGAUGCAGCAGGCGGGAGUAGAUGGCUCAAGGGCACGUACAUCUCUGGCGACGACUUUUUGAGUAAGGCGUGCCAUGUACCUGCUGAGAUUAUCAAGAAGCAUCAGGGUGACGAGUUGUGGGAUACAAGAGCAGCUUCGCGCGAAUUAGAAAGCUCGGUUUGGUAUACAGAAGCAAAAGAGAAGAGAGACGCGCUCAUGUCAUCUUUAAGAAAAUAG
Messenger RNA from [Torrubiella] hemipterigena, 1581 nucleotides. The record is from the annotation of a GenBank genome assembly. Lineage: Eukaryota; Fungi; Ascomycota; Sordariomycetes; Hypocreales; Clavicipitaceae.